AUGAAUGAAUCUCAAGCUUAUCAGUACUUUGUCUUGCGGGCACAGAAAAUAGCUUUGUCCCAUGGAUUUGAAAUUGUUAACUGGGAGGAGACCUUCAAUGACUUUGGAGAUAAAUUAAGUCGGAAGACUGUGGUGCACAAUUGGUACGCCAUACUUUUUGCACAGCUUGGAGGUGGAGUUGCUGCACGAGUGGUUGCAUCUGGGUUGAGGUGCAUUGUGAGCAACCAAGACAAAUGGUAUCUAGAUCACUUGGAUACUCCUUGGGAAGAAUUCUACACGAAUGAACCACUCACAAAUAUCACAAACCCCAAGCAACAGGGCUUAGUUAUUGGCGGUGAAGUAUGCAUGUGGGGAGAAAAAGUAGAUGCAUCAGAUAUUGAACAAACCAUAUGGCCACGUGCUGCAGCUGCUGCAGAGCGGCUAUGGACACCUUAUGACAAGCUAGCUAAGGAUCCAAAACAAGUUGCUGGAAGGUUAGCACACUUCAGGUGUUUGUUGAAUCAAAGAGGAGUUGCUGCAGCUCCUCUAGGUGGACCAGGCCGAGGAGCACCUAUAGAACCAGGUUCUUGUUAUGUACAAUAA
Dovyalis caffra is the source of this 582-nucleotide messenger RNA. The record is from the annotation of a GenBank genome assembly. Lineage: Eukaryota; Viridiplantae; Streptophyta; Magnoliopsida; Malpighiales; Salicaceae.